GAUAUCGUGUCUACCUCACGCGCAACGUGGGUGCCGAUGGCUCGUAGCACAUCUGGGAAUUACUACUCACCUGGCUCAGGAACACUUUACUUCGAUAAACACCCACUAGGAGUGAAGCCAACGGAGGUGGUAUUUGAUAGCGGUAGCACCUAUACGUACUUUGCUGCCCAGCCAUACCAAGCGACUGUUUCUGCGAUCCAAGCUGGUCUCAGCAAGUCACUUACGAAGGUGUCUGACCCCAGUCUACCUCUUUGCUGGAAAGGGCAGAAAGUGUUUAAAUCUGUGUCUGACAUCAAGAAGGAGUUCAAAUCACUCUUCCUGAUGUUUUCGAAGAAUACAGCCAUGGAGAUCGCUCCUGAAAACUACCUCAUUGUUACC
Molecule: messenger RNA, 378 nt
Organism: Triticum aestivum (bread wheat)
Lineage: Eukaryota; Viridiplantae; Streptophyta; Magnoliopsida; Poales; Poaceae
Product: aspartic proteinase Asp1-like
Exons: 3
Biological process (GO): proteolysis
Molecular function (GO): aspartic-type endopeptidase activity
Source: RefSeq, a predicted model, not a curated record